CAACCACUCAAACUCCAAAAUCGCCAAAAUGAAGUUCACCAUCCUCACCUCCCUCUUCUUCACGGCUCUCUCCGUCAACGCCGCCGUCAUCGAAUCCGACACCUCGGUUCUCCGCCGCGACAUCUUUGCCCGCCAAAACGCCGGCCGCCCCGUCCCCAGUGGUACCUGCUGCGUCGCCAACACCAGCUUGAAGCAGGAUGUUUGCAAUGUCAAUGGCCAGACGGGGAGGUGUGUGCCUGCAAGCGUCAACAACUGCGGCGAGCGAUUGACGUGCAUUGAGGACUCGAGGUUGACUUGCAACGCCAAGGUGUUGGAGAGGGGAAGGCCUUUGUGCAGACUUCGCCAGGGUGCGUAA
Messenger RNA from Neurospora tetrasperma FGSC 2508, 355 nucleotides. RefSeq lists its product as uncharacterized. The coding region runs from base 29 to 355 and encodes 108 amino acids. The record is from RefSeq and is a predicted model, not a curated record. NCBI's taxonomy places the organism in Eukaryota, Fungi, Ascomycota, Sordariomycetes, Sordariales, Sordariaceae. The transcript has 2 exons.